This is a messenger RNA of Effrenium voratum, 540 nucleotides long. NCBI's taxonomy places the organism in Eukaryota, Dinophyceae, Suessiales, Symbiodiniaceae. The record is from the annotation of a GenBank genome assembly.
AUGAUUGAUGACGGAAACCCACUGAGUGGUCUGUGGAACGGCUGGGUGGCACUCAGUGAGCGGCAGAUGACGCUGGGGGCUAUGCGGAAGCGCUUGGCCCAACUGCUGCAGGCUCCCAGCCUGCGAAGGCCAAGUUCCGCGGAGUGGAACUUGGGCGUCCUGUUAAGGCGGAAGGGCGACGCGCCCGUCGGCUAUUUCGAGCUGUGCGUCAAGCAGCCCGAAGGUUUGGGCAGGCGCCCUGAUUCGCAGCCGUACCUGACGAACCUGUGCGUGGCAAAGGCCUGCAGAGGCCGGGGCCUGGGCCGCAAGCUGCUGAAGUUGGUGGAAGAUUUCAGCAGGACUGCUUGGCAGGGCAACGCCCUGUACCUGCACACUGACGAUGACCCCGCUGCCUUCAACCUGUAUAACAGCAGCGGUUACGCUGUGCGAAAGAGACAGAAGGCCCAGCUGUGUGGCUUGUGCGUUCUUUCAGGGUCUGGAACUGUUCUCUUGCGUUCAUUUUGCAUGGAUUGUGAAGCACAGGACUCGCGCAGCAUGUGA